Mizuhopecten yessoensis (Yesso scallop) is the source of this 3599-nucleotide messenger RNA. RefSeq lists its product as uncharacterized. The transcript has 9 exons. The record is from RefSeq and is a predicted model, not a curated record. Bases 67 to 1518 code for a protein of 483 amino acids. NCBI's taxonomy places the organism in Eukaryota, Metazoa, Mollusca, Bivalvia, Pectinida, Pectinidae.
UACUAUAUAAACAUAGACAUUAUUGUGCUAACCUUACAGUGGAGCCUGGUUACAGCGGUGUAAACAAUGGAGUUAAAACUGAUGUGCACAUUUGGAAUUUUUGUUCUGGAAGUGUCUGUUGUAUGGGCAGUUACAUUCUAUAAAGAAUUAAUGACUUGGCCGGACGCUGUCAGAUUCUGCAAGGAGUCUGGAGGCGAAUUGGUAAAAGAUAUCGCUAUACAGGAUGUACCACAAGAAAAGGCAUGGGUUGGACGUCGGAUAAAAGACGGUUAUAAAUUGGUGAUGACAAACGGUUGUUAUACUGUUCCCCCUAACGUCACGUCAGUCCGAAUACCAAAAGGAUCCUUCGUUGAAUGCCUGGAAGAAUGCCCGGAUUCUGAUUAUGUAGGAGCUAAUAAUAUUAGCUGUUUUUGUCUGACAAAGGACACAUUAAAAAAAAUGCACACCGCAAAGUUCUGUGAUUUCAUCAAAAGUAACAUCAACAUGUGUACCUGGUUAAGUCCUCCGAAAUUGUCGUGUGGCGGGAAUGGAAGGAUGUCAACAUACCGCUACCAAACACAAGGAUUUUCGUUGCCACUGAAUUAUACAGAUGGUACACACACAAUGCUGUGUGCCAAAUGGAAGGGCCGGGGCAAUGGAGGAGACUUGGUCUUAACUGGGUGUGAACAGCAACUGAAAGUCGUAUGUGCUAAUGGUUCCACCGGAUCACCGCGCGACUGGAACGCCGCUUUAAACAAAUGCUAUGACCUUGGUACAGAUCUACAGACAUGUGACAAAAAUGCUUCCUCGUGCCGCGCCACAAUAUCUCAAUCCAUAAAAGAAUUUUGGGUUGGUGGAUUUGGUUAUAAUGUGAUCGAGUACACCUCAGAUUAUGUCGACGUAAGUAACUCGUCAUUAUGUGGGACGUUUGGUCAACUGGGAGGAGUGGUUACAUACCUACCAUGUGGAGAAAAGCGUCCAUUUAUUUGUGACUUUACAUCACAUAUCUCGAUAUUGGCGAUUGUCGUGUCGAUUGUCGGACUGAUAAUUGCAGCAGUCGUUGUAGCGAUAUUUGUCAGAAGGUUUCGGAGGUCAAGGAAAUCUGCAGCCCUGGACAUACUCAGUCGCGAGAAUGACGAAAACCAGUCCGAUAUCAAUUUCGUCAGCAAUGAAUACAGAACCGUUGGAGACUCCCAAAUCGGUACUGGUGAGAAUCUUCGUGAUACUGAUGGUCAAGUCGGCACUAACUACGAUGAAAUACGCCCGCUUAAUUCAGGAUAUCUUGCUAACAACAGUACAACUAACGAUAACUAUGAUCACGCCAGAAUUGUCGAUUCACCGAACAGUACAUUUCAGGAUAACUAUGAUCAUAUGCAAAUAACAGGUUUGGCUCAUAAAACAAUUAACGACGAUUACGAUCAUAUGCCAAAACCAAAUUCAUCUGAACAAACGAGUGACGGUAACUACGAUCUCAUACAAAAAACAAAUCCUUCUGUUAAAAUAAUUGACGAUGAUUACGACCAUGUACAAAUAUCUUGAACAGAGUAAAGAAUGCUUUUCUGUGGGACGCCCAUCCUGUUCAUGGGCGUUCGUUUAUGUUGUUCUAUUCCGUCCUCGACAUACUGAUAGGAAGUUUGAUUCCGUAUUUUCAAGUGCUUGCUUUUCUAGUUCAGGAAGAGGGAUAACAGUUGCUUUUUUCACGAUUUAGAGACUUUGCCUGGUUUAUAAUGUCAUUAAAACAUUCUCUUUCUUUUCUGUUGGAUUGAGUCAUGUAAAUGAUAAAUGCAGCUUAUGGUUAUUUUCAUCAACAUUUCAAACAGCUGUUAAUAUAAAAACUAGCACGGUACUUAAUGUGUAUCAAGAGGAACCUUAAUUGAAAAGAUAAAGAUCUGUCUGGUACAUCCUGGGUGAUGGUGAUAACAAGCCGGAGCUGUCAAAAUCCAGCAUGGCUGUCCAGUGACCAUUUUGCUUUUUUUUGUGAAACUCAAAAUGUAACAUGCACAAAUUAGCAUGGAAUUUUAUAAAAAAAAAUCCAGUACUUCGUGUGAAAUACUGAUGACUUUGAAUUAUGUUCUUUCUGAUAACCUGCAGCUCAUAAACUUCAAGUUGGACACCUGUCGGCUAUCUCGGUUCUAUGACCUGUCGUAAGAUAAUUUACAACUGAAAAUGAUUUUCCAAUUAUUGGAUGAAUGGAAAAAUGUCCUUACAAUGUUCAUGAACCUUUUACUUUCUUUAUAUGUUAACUUACAAGACUAUUUGAAAUAAUGUUCUAGUAUAUACUAUGUACAUGCAAGCUUUUUGAUAUACAAGUUUAUGCAGUACAAAACUUCUUUAUACUAAAAUUGGUCUAUGUGGUGUGUUGUGAUGUUUGGGUAAGUAUGUACUUAUGUAUGUGGAGAAGUAGGUAUUUUCUGCAUAUGUUUUAUAUUUAUGUUAUUUAAAGAGAUACAUGACGCCGGAAACGGUUUUUUUGCGUUUUUCACAGAUUGACAGAGAAAGUGAUAUACCUUUUAAAUCAAUACAUAAUUAGAAUAUCCAACCAAAGUUGUCGAUUCGUCUUGCCACCAAACACUAGAAAUGUGUCCUCAUAAUAAAUGUAAAUUUGAAUCGUCCCGAUGGUUCUACGCGCCAUUGCUGAUGAAUAUUCAACAGAAGUUUCCGAAAACGAGUCACGUGAUAAUUCGGAACACAACAAAAAUGGAUAAGGAAGUAAGAAACACGUGGUUUGGUUUACGAUUUUAAAAUCGGUAUUUAAGCAUGUUUAUUAUAUUCUUGACGACCUGUUUAGAAUGUUACAAUGCAUUUAUAUGUGGGUAUGCGUUUUGAAUGGAAAAUGUGCCUGUUGCAAGCCUAGAUUGUUAGUUGAGACACUUCAGUGGUAGUUUUACAGUUUAGCGACGAACAAAAAUAGCUACCUGUCGAGAAGAAAAGAAGCAACAUCCUUGUUCCACCGCAACCCUAAUUCAGCCUUCAGUCAUUCAAGCUCCAGUUUCCGUCGUUUCCGAGCCGAAGUUGUUAAAUAUUCAACUGGACGACCACGUUUCGGUGCGUGUGUCGCCAUAUUGUUUUGGUUUUCGGAGGUCGGGUCAUGAGCUCGGGUCAUGAAGGUUACGUCAUGUCACGUAACUUGUAAUUAUGCAAAAUAGCCUUUUAUGGGAAUUUAUGCCGACCGGCAUUUAUUCAUUUUUUUUAUUUUUAUAUUUACAGCUCUAUCUUUGUAGAAACUUUUCAAACUUUGUAUUAGCAUAAAGUUUAUAACUUUCUCUAUCGAGGAAAAAUAAGGAUUUGUGUUGGGUUUUUUUUAUAAGAGAGAAAGAGCUUUUCCGGCGUCAUGUAUCUCUUUAAGUAUACUAUGUAUUUAUGUUUUCCUCUGCAAUGAAUGUGAAUGAUGCGUAAUGUAGGUAUGCUUGGAUGUGUAGGUUUGUUAUGUACGAUAUUGUAUAUACAUAUUUAUGUUUUGUGAUGUAAGAUUCUCGUGCACGUAUUUUGUAUUUUUUUUUUAUACGCUACGGACCAGAGGACCUAAUUUUAUGCCGGUUGGUCUAAUAUCUAAACAAGAGGCCCAAGAGGGCCUGUAUCGCUCACCUGAAUAUUUAAGCAGUCAUAGCAAACUAUUCUCA